Molecule: messenger RNA, 1902 nt
Organism: Haemonchus placei
Lineage: Eukaryota; Metazoa; Nematoda; Chromadorea; Rhabditida; Trichostrongylidae
Source: the annotation of a GenBank genome assembly
AUGAGACACUCUGCAGUUGUGCAGGAAAAAAAGCUAAGGCAUUGGCUAACAAUAACAAUAUGGCAAAAUUACUACAAAUCUGCUCGGAUAGUAAUUACAGUCUACCGAUCGAAAAUUCUUGCCAUAUCAGCGACAGAUCGACGAUUAUUCGCAUUUUCAUCGUUGGAUUCACUUAACUCGGCAACUACUUGGGAUGUAGCUGGAGUUAGUCCCAUACGAGAGGCUGGUUUCGGAGGAAGAGUGGGAGCAGUAGUGGGUAGACUCUUCAUUCGAUGCGGUAGUGGGGGAGGGGAGUCGGCUUCCGUAGUAACUCGUGGGGAAGAUGAAGGACCAGGUGAGCUGAUACCGGUGUUAUGAAGCGGAGGGUCUGGUUUGGGUGACAUUGCUCGAUCUGCAGCCGAACGCAGGACAGCUUGCGAUAAAAGAGCUGCAUCUGGUACCAUGGCAGCGCGAAAACCGGCUCGUUCCGAGGGAUGCUUUUUAGCAACCACAUCGCCACCACCUCCACUGUCCUCACUCUUCGUCGACUGGACCUCCUCUUCAAUAUCGGUGCUUCGACUCAUCGGUGUUUCCUCCAAUUGCGGUUGCCGCGCAUGUCCUCCAGAGCGUCUUUGCAACCUUGGGCGAGAUUUCUGCAAAUGAACCAGGGCCGACGGCUGUGGUGGUGAGUCAAGGGAAAUGCCAGGCUCGUCCUCUCGUGUUGGCUGGGAUCCAAGAGGUGAAUGUAGCUCGCCAAUAAUGCUACGAGGCCUGUGAUGUAUCGAAUCGGCGCCUCGAUGCGAAAUAUUUGGUGAAGUGAUCUGUCGAGGUGAGCCAUUCUGUGAAGCACUUGCAUUCGAAAUGCCAUCUAACCCACCGCUCAGCUUUUCAGCCAACAUCCCACUUUGUUCGCACAAUUCACGCCAUCGCCAGUCACUCAAAACUCUCUUGAGAUCAUCCGACCACAGUUCCUUUAAUCUACUGACGGCUAUUCGUUCUGCCUUUCCAGAUGUUUGAAGGGAUUCUCCAGCAGCGCCACCGAGACAAGCAAAGGAUUCUUGCAAAUUGAGCUUACAUUCCCGUCGUACCUGCUCAACAAAAUCCUCAACCAUAUCAUCUAGACGGUGUGGAAACGCUUCCUCUGUUGAAUUAUUCAGAACAUCUCCCAGGCCAUCCCAUUUUUCCAAAUUUCCGGGGUCUACUCCAAUUGUAUUUAUUCGGAAAUUGGCAAAAUCCGAGUUUGAGGGCGAUCGAUUCCUUUCUAGAUUUGAUUCUAUUAGUGACAUCGCCGAAAAGACUCGUAGCCGAUCACAUCCAGCCCUUGCUAAGCAUUCACAGACGUCUUGAACGGGAUAAGGCAAUGAAGUAAGAGUUCUGUUCAUGCUCAACGCCGCUGCAAUGUCAGACAGUCCCUCGACACCCAAGUGAUUAUUGUCGAUGAUUAUCGUUCGCAAGGAGACAUUCAGUUGAAGAGCCUUUGAAAGGAUCCUUGCUCCAAAAUGUCCCAAAUCAUUAUUUGAUAUGUCAAGAAGUCGAAGUGAUGUUGUUGCUCCGAGUGUGUUCAGAAGGACACUCAGGUGAGGCCCCAGACGUGCAUCCGACAAGAUCAACUCCUCCAGACAGCAUAGGGAAUCGUCGGAAAACAGUUUCACUAUAUCGAGAAUCGUUUUGUUAAUAAUCGAAGCAUGGGCUUGUUUCGACGAACGGCGCAGGGCUAUAAAAUUUGCACCACCCAAAUCAGCCCGGCGUAAUGUUCUUAUAUUGCCAAGGGCAUGAAUAACAGCCUGCAUUUCAGUUUCCAAGUUGUUAUCCCUCAGGGAAAUGCUGCUGCACUGAACACCUCCCAGACAAGCUUCCAACACAGGACUACAAUUUUUCUCACACGUACCACUUAUGUCCAAGUGGAACGGCUUCAACUGUUGA